UUAAUGUUUUCAUUAUUAUAUGUUAUUGUUUAUAUGCAAAUAUGGAACCUAUGGAAGUAUUAAGACGUGCUAUACAAACACGGCUGGGAGAAAGGAUGGUGAGCAUGAGUUCCACAUUAGUGGAAACUGUUUCAAUCAAUUAUGAAGAUUUUAACGAAAGUUUUUUAACCUGUGGCACAUGUUUAUGUAUGUACGAUGGCAGCGAACAUACACCAAAAUUACUCCAAUGUUCUCACACCGUAUGCCUCCAUUGUCUAACACGUAUAGCUGCAUCACAAACACGUGAUACUGGUACAUUCCGUUGUCCAAUAUGUCGAGAACUAAUUACAAUACCACGGGGUGGUGUUUCAGCAUUACCACCCAGUUUCUUAGUCAAUCAACUGUUAGAUUUAAUGUCACGUCAACGUCGUGAAGUCAUACCAAAAUGUUCUGUACACAUAAAUCAAGAGUUAUUGUUUUGUGAGACAUGUGACACAGUAUUUUGUACGUUAUGUACAGAGGGAUCACACAAUGAUACCAGUGGAACAUCUUGUGAACAUACAAUUAUACCAUUCUCGAUUGCAAUCAAACGGAUGUCUGAAAUACUUCUGUAUAAAGCAAAUGAAUGUAUUUCAAAAUUGACUCAAGCACAGGAAGGUGUAAACAGUGAAUUAGAACGAUUGGAUUCAGCAGCUGUUCGCUGUAUAGAACAAGUAAAUAGUACGUUUCAACAAGUGUCGGCUGCAUUAGAAAGUCGUCGUUUAGAAAUGGUAGCAGCUGUGAAUAGUUCGUGUCAAGAAAAACGACGCGUAUUGGAAGAGCAACAAGCGCUUAUUGAUGCAGAAAAAAGUAAGGUUGAACAAGAAUGUGAAGGUCUUCAAUACCAAGUGGAAGUUCGUAAUAUCACACAAAGAAUAAGUAGUUUAAGUGAAAAACUCGAUGCUGCAUCAACACUAGGUGAACCACGUGAAAAUGCAUUUUUAACAUGUGACUUCACACAUAACGAAUGUUUAAACACAAUCAACACAGCUUUAAAAACACUUGGACGAGUUCGUACCAGUACAACAUUUCCAAGUUUAUGUUCCGCACAAUUAGAUCCAAACACAUCAACAGUAGCUGGUUUAGAGGCAACAAUACUUUUAACCACAGUUGAUUAUCAUGGUGCACCACGUCAUAAUGGUGGCGACCCAAUUAAAGCCGAAAUUGUAUCUAUUGGUACCGAACAAUCGUCAUUAUCUACGGGGACACAAUUAAAAAUACAUGUUGUCGAUAUCGAUGAUGGUAGUUAUAAAAUACAUUUUCGUCCACCAACACCCGGUCGAUACGUCGCUAAAAUAUCAGUUUUGGAUCGUCCUAUCAGAGAUUGUCCGUUAUUCUUUAAUGUUACUGAACAUAAUAAUCCAGUAUGUGUGUAUGGAUGUCGUGGGUCGGGUAAAGAUGAAUUUUUACAACCGGUUGCUGUUGCAUUCGAUACACAAAAUAAUUUAGUUUACGUUGUCGAUACGGGUAAUUCACGUAUUAAAGUAUUAAAUUCUGAUUUAGAAUUUAUUAAACAUAUUGAAAAUGAUGGUUUAAAUGGACGUAGUUGUACAGGAAUUGCGAUAUCACAAGCUGGUUUAGUUAUUGUUAAUUGGCGAUCGAAAUGUGUAACCGAAAUGAAUAUAUCUGGUGAAACAUUGAAAACAUUUUCACAUAAUGAAUUUCAAGAACCAAUUGAUAUUGCCGUGGAUACGAAUUAUGGGCAUAUAUUAGUAGCGGAUAAUGGUGUUUCAAGCAUUUUUAUAUUUGACUGUGAUGGAAAAAUACUUUUCCAGGUUGGGAAGAAGGGGACUUUCAAUUUGAUCUCAUCAGUUACUGUUGGUUUGGGUGGCGAAAUUUUAGUAGCUGAUUCACGUAUACAAGUAUUUUCAGCAAAAGGUGAUUUUACUGAAGAAAUUUUUUCAGAAGGAAAAGGUAAAGGUAGAUACGGUGGUGUAACUGUCGAUUCAGAAGGACGAAUAUUAGCAAGUCGAUCGGAGAAAGGGCGAAAUUUUGUACAAAUAUUAGCAUCGACAAGUGGACAAUUAUUAGGUUCAAUCGAUUCAUAUGAAUCACGAUUAAAACGUCCUAGUGGUUUAGCUGUCACAAACGAUAAUCAUUUAAUUGUUGUUGAUCUUGGUAACGAUUGUAUUAAAAAAUAUCGAUAUUGUAACUCCAAGUUGGCCACAGAAUAUGAAAGUAGUUGUUGAAUACCAAUUGAUCCAAAUGCUAUAUUCGAAGUUCAUUUAAUUUAAUCCAGAAAAAUUUAUCAAACAAGUGAAAACAGGCUAAUUUUUUUUUGUAGAUAAACAUGUCAUACAUAUUAUUUUCCGAGAUCAAUUUGUAGCAUAUUUACAUUUGUGUAUUAAUUCGAAAUCAGCUUUAAUAAUAAAAAUGUGUUCCAUCCAUGGACACAAUACAAGGAUACUCAACUCAAACGAGAGAAUUGACAAAAUUUGUCAACGAAAUAGUGGAAAUUAUAGCGUCGCAGGUGCUCCUUUUGCACCGAUGUACAUUGCACGAAAUAAAUACGAACACACAUGAACGAAAUACUACAUAAAUGCAUCAUGUUUUUAAAACCAAACUCCCGCCUUACCCUCUUUCCUCUAUCACGGUAAAAAAGGAACACAAAUGCCAUCUUUGUUUUUGACAUAUGUUUGGUUACAUGGAGUUGAGUGUCCAUGGUUCCAUCUUUCCUAAUCCAUAAAAUAUUACAGACAUGAAAUUCUUCAUAAAUUUCUAUGAAAUCUGCUAUACAUAAAAUGUACGCUAUUAUUUCAUGGUUUUUUUUUCUCUGAUUCAGACGAAAUAAAGAUGACGUCAACUUGACCUUACCAUCAUAAAAUCACGAAGAAAAUGACUUAAUGUGACUAUCAUUUUCACCGCUCUGUAAUUUUCGUAGUUUAUUAUUUAAGUCGGAAACUAAAUUCAUAUCAAUUAAUAUUAUUUUCGUACAAACGGGAGAAACACAAAAAAAAAUAUUUUAAAGAAUUUAGUAUUCCAGUCUAUGAAAUAUUUGAGACCAAUUCACAAGUGAGAAUGCAUUUUGAAGUAAAUGUUUAUUACAAAUUAAAUAACAGACAU
Messenger RNA from Chrysoperla carnea, 3081 nucleotides. Its product is annotated as tripartite motif-containing protein 2-like. The record is from RefSeq and is a predicted model, not a curated record. NCBI's taxonomy places the organism in Eukaryota, Metazoa, Arthropoda, Insecta, Neuroptera, Chrysopidae. The coding region runs from base 42 to 2207 and encodes 721 amino acids. Gene Ontology annotation, biological process: protein polyubiquitination; proteasome-mediated ubiquitin-dependent protein catabolic process. The transcript is spliced from 8 exons. Gene Ontology annotation, molecular function: ubiquitin protein ligase activity; zinc ion binding; protein binding.